CUCCUUUCCUUCUUCUCCCCUCUUCUUUCCUCCCCUCUCUUUCUUUUUCCCUCCCCUCCACUCCUCUUUCCCUCUCCAUCCUUUCUCCUUCCUUCCUCGGCCUAGACGAUGCAAUGGUGGAAACGGCCGAGGAGGCCAUGGAGCCCGCCGAGGCGGACAUCACGGGGUUGUGCCAGGACAUGUUUUCCAAGAUGGCCACGUACCUGACCGGCGAGCUGACAGCCACCAGCGAAGACUAUAAGCUUCUGGAAAAUAUGAACAAGCUGACCAGCUUGAAAUAUCUAGAGAUGAAAGAUAUCGCAGUCAACAUAAGCAGAAACCUAAAGGACCUAAAUCAGAAAUAUGCAGCACUUCAGCCUUAUCUGGAUCAAAUCACUUUAAUUGAGGAGCAAGUCUCAGCUCUUGAGCAGGCAGCCUACAAGUUGGAUGCAUAUUCAAAGAAACUAGAAGCAAAGUACAAGAAGUUAGAGAGGCGAUGAAAAUUUUUUAGCACAAAAAUUGAACUCCACGAAUGUGUCAUUCGAGCUGAAAUGAGUGAGAUGGAACUUAUCAGACUGCUAUGCUUCGGUUCCAGCAAAGGCCAAGGGGCCCGCAGGUCUGAGGAGGACCAGCCCUCCUUUGGCUGGAUGUGUAAUUUUGGCCACCCCUUGAUGUCUUCCUAAAACCGUCCCCCUGGAACUUCACCUUCUUGUGUGCUUCCUUGUGUGCCCUGGACUAAGGCUCAGAAAUCAGGAUCAACCCCCCACUCCCAUCCUCCCACCUCCCUCUGCCAGAGCAGACCCAGAUGAGCUACUCUGGCAUCCUUGUCUCCUACCCCUCCCCUCUCUGUUUGACUGUUGCAAAUGCUAUCCCACUUUCUAAUAACCUGUUCUUGAACUUAAAUAAUAAAUGUCAAUUUG
Molecule: messenger RNA, 899 nt
Organism: Antechinus flavipes (yellow-footed antechinus)
Lineage: Eukaryota; Metazoa; Chordata; Mammalia; Dasyuromorphia; Dasyuridae
Product: biogenesis of lysosome-related organelles complex 1 subunit 2
Exons: 1
Coding region: 114-479 (121 amino acids)
Biological process (GO): lysosome localization; endosomal transport
Cellular component (GO): gamma-tubulin complex; BORC complex; BLOC-1 complex
Molecular function (GO): gamma-tubulin binding
Source: RefSeq, a predicted model, not a curated record